Molecule: messenger RNA, 909 nt
Organism: Frankliniella occidentalis (western flower thrips)
Lineage: Eukaryota; Metazoa; Arthropoda; Insecta; Thysanoptera; Thripidae
Product: jerky protein homolog-like
Exons: 2
Coding region: 1-909 (302 amino acids)
Cellular component (GO): nucleus
Molecular function (GO): DNA binding
Source: RefSeq, a predicted model, not a curated record
AUGAUUGGGAAAUCUGCAUUGCCGAGGUGCUGGAGGAACAGGAAGGACCUCACGACACUGCCAGUUGUCUACACCAACCAGCACAAGGCGUGGAUGGACUCUAUCAUAUUUUUGGACUGGUUUGGGACGGUGUUUGUGCCCGAAGUGCAACGGCGUCAAGCGGCGGAUGGCAUCACAGGUCCUGUCGUCCUGAUUCUCGACAACGCUCCGUGCCACCCUGACGCCAGUAUUCUAAAUGACGUGGAACCAGGAUUUUCCGUCAUGUACAUGCCGCCCAACUGCACCAGCCCAAUACAACCGAUAGACCAGGGGGCCAUCGAGACCAUGAAGCGGCUGUACCGAAGGGGACUCCUCGCAGAACUGCUUCUGAAUGAGACCAACGACGGGCUGGACGUCACAAAGUUUCAGAAGAAGUUGACAGUCGACGACUGCAGCCGCCUCGCCUCCAAGGCCUGGAGUCAGGUCAAGGAAACCACCCUGGCCCGAGUGUGGCGAAAACUGUUGGGGGAGCAGCAUGGGGAAGAGACACCCACCCCACCCUCGUCGCCCGACGGGAUCCUGGAGCAGCUCGCGGCUGUCAACCCCGCCAUCACACCCAGUGACAUGACGGCUUGGCUGCAGGUGGACCAUGCUGACCCUGGUCAUGGUCUCAUGACCGAUGACGAAAUCCUGCAGGCUGCCCGGCGAGAAGACGUAGAGGACGAGGAGGAGGUCGACGACCCAUCCCCAACUUCCGCGGCUUCGCCCGCUGUCUCGGCGGCGGCGGCAGUAGUCACUGGUCCGUCAAAAGAGGAGGCACUGACUGGCUUUGACACGGUCGUAAAGUACCUGUCCACCAAAUCAGACCAACAAAGUCAGUAUUUACUUCGACAGUUUAAUAAACUCUUUACUCCCUUGAACAAUAAUUAA